UGCCAAUCACGUCAGACAUAAUUUGGGAGAAACAUAAACAUCCCACAAAGAGAGAGAGUGUGUGUAUGUGAGAGAGAGAGAACAAAAAUGUGUUUGAUAAUAUAUGUUUGUGAUGCAGAAGAGAAAGAACUAGGAAGACAAGCAGCAGCAGGAGCAUGCCCUUCUUGUGGAGGCAAAGUUCAAGCUGUGGAUGUUGAGAGCAAAUGGAAAUUUUGUUUCCUUCCUCUUUGCUUCAUCAUAAAGAGAAAAUAUCAAUGUACUCUUUGUUCUAGGCGUUUAGUCUUGUAUUCGUCUUGAACAAAAAUUUAAUUGUCCAAAUUUCAUGUCUUUUUCUCUCUUUCUCAAUUUCAUGAGGAUGAGUUCUCCACUUCUAUCCUUCGUCCAAUUCAUUUUUUAUUUUUUAUAAUGGUGAUGUUUGAGCUAGCUAGUACGGAUAUACAUGGCCGAUCUCAAUUUAUUUGGGAUUAAGUCCUACUGGUUUUCGGUGAUGUUCGAACUAGCUUACAUGUACCUGUUGCCUUGUACCUUAUUCCUUCUUUCCCGUUGCAUGAGGAUGAGUUCUCCA
This is a messenger RNA of Lycium ferocissimum, 565 nucleotides long. RefSeq lists its product as uncharacterized. The record is from RefSeq and is a predicted model, not a curated record. Lineage: Eukaryota; Viridiplantae; Streptophyta; Magnoliopsida; Solanales; Solanaceae. The transcript has a single exon. The coding region runs from base 88 to 297 and encodes 69 amino acids.